AUUGGUCGGAUGCCAAUUAUUCCUACCAUGUUAGUACAUACACCCCUCAUACACACAACCUGGCAAAGAAUCUGUUGACCAACUUUUUAAUACUACUAGUAUUACCUAAUUGAACCAUUCAAAAACAAUGCCAAAACCCAAAUUAACAUAUGAUCUAACAAAAGUAAUUUCCAAGUUAUGGAAUUUAUUUCCACUAUCAAAAACAGAUGGAAAUUCUUCUUAAUUGUAAGCUCUUUUUGGUGUUUAUUUCUUGUUCUUUCUUUAAAUCAAAAUCUGAAUCUUGCAGAUAAUACCCAAAACACAGAACAAGAAUUUGCUAAUUCUACCGCUAAUCCCAAUGAUAUACUACAAAAGUCAACUCAAAUUUAUAAUACCCAUGUUGAAAAUCCCAAUAUUUCUUUCAAUAAAUUGGGAAAAUCAAUAAAUAAGUCAAUUGAUGAUCAAAAGAAAUGUAACAUGUUUGUUGGAAAAUGGGUUUAUAAUCCUGAAGAAAUUGUUCAGUAUGAUUAUGUAAGUUGUCCAUUUAUUGAAGAGAAGAUGAGCUGCCAAAAGAAUGGAAGACCUGAUUCUGAUUAUCAGAAAUGGAGAUGGGAAGCUAAAGAUUGUGAUAUACCAUUGUUUGAUGGAAGACUUAUGCUUGAAAGGCUUAGAAACAAGAGGUUAAUAAUUGCGGGAGACUCAAUGAAUAGAAACAUGUGGGAGUCUUUGGCUUGCCUUCUAUAUUCUUCAAUUCCAUCCUCAACGGUACAAGUUGAUGCUAAAAAUCUUGAGUAUAAAGUGCUCAAAGCUAAGGAUUAUAAUGCCAUAAUAGAGUUCUAUUGGAGCCCAUAUUUGAUGGAAUUUGAUGCAAACCAUACAAGUGGGAAGAAAGUACUUAUAAUAGAUCAAGUUUCAAACAAUUCCAAGCAUUGGAAAGGGGCAGAUGUUAUGAUAUUCAAUUCAGCACUUUGGUGGCCGCUUAGAGGACAAUUCAAAAAAUGGGAUUUAUUACAAUACAAAGGACAACUAUUGGAGGAUUUACCAAUAGACAAAUCAUAUGAAAUUGGGAUGAAAACAUGGGCAAAAUGGAUCAAACAAAAUGUGGAUCCAAAUAAAACAAAAGUAUUCUUUAGAAGUCUUUCAGCAUUGCAUAGUGGAAAACCAUAUUGCUACAAAGCAACCCAACCUCUAAAAGAUGGAUCAUCCAACAAAAAUAACUUCCCAAAAUCUAUGAUCAACAUUAUUGAGAAUAUUAUCAAAGGAAUGACAAACCCACAAGUUACAUACUUGAAUAUUACGAAGUUAUCAGAGUAUAGAAUUGAUGCUCAUCCUUCCAUCUAUAAGAGUUCACAAUGGAAGCUUUAUACGGAGAAAAAUUUGAUUCAUACUUAUGCUGAUUGUAAUCAUUGGUGUCUUCCUGGAUUACCUGAUACUUGGAAUCGAUUAUUAUAUGCUUCACUUUUCUUUGAUAUGGGAAUAUAAAUGAAAUUUAAUUAAUACAUUUUCUUUUUGUUGUUCAUAUUUUUUUUCUUUUUUGUUUAGCAAGUUAAGGAUUGAUAUUUGAUACGUAGGUUUAAAUUAGGAAAAAUGUAACAUGAUUAUAUGAAAUAUUUUAUUUUUGGGUU
Amaranthus tricolor (Joseph's coat) is the source of this 1604-nucleotide messenger RNA. Its product is annotated as protein trichome birefringence-like 3. The record is from RefSeq and is a predicted model, not a curated record. NCBI's taxonomy places the organism in Eukaryota, Viridiplantae, Streptophyta, Magnoliopsida, Caryophyllales, Amaranthaceae. Gene Ontology annotation, molecular function: O-acetyltransferase activity. The coding region runs from base 178 to 1461 and encodes 427 amino acids. Gene Ontology annotation, cellular component: Golgi apparatus. The transcript is spliced from 4 exons.